Molecule: messenger RNA, 1516 nt
Organism: Sturnus vulgaris (Common starling)
Lineage: Eukaryota; Metazoa; Chordata; Aves; Passeriformes; Sturnidae
Gene: SIRAL1
Product: SIR2 antiphage like 1
Source: RefSeq, a predicted model, not a curated record
AUGGGGCCGCGCGCGCGGCGCCAGGUUUAGCGAGGAAGGCACAACGGAGAGGACAGAAACUGGAUGGCUUCUACGGUGAGCCUGGGCAAGGAAACAUUAUUGGAAGAUGGAAUGCCACCUGCAAAAAAGCCCAGGAAGCUGUUGCCAAGCCUCAAAACCAAGAAGCCUCGGGAACUUGUUUUGGUGAUUGGGACAGGAAUUAGUGCUGCAGUUGCUCCCCAGGUUCCAGCACUGAAGUCCUGGAAGGGGCUGAUUCAGGCCCUCCUGGAUGCUGCUAUUGACUUUGAUCUCCUGGAAGAUGAAGAGAGCAAACGGUUCCAGAAGUGUCUUCAUGAAGACAAGAACCUGGUUCAUGUUGCCCACGACCUUAUUCAGAAGCUAUCUCCGCGCACAAGCAACGUUCGCUCCACCUUUUUCAAGGACUGUUUAUACGAGGUGUUUGAUGACCUGGAAUCCAAAAUGGAAGAUUCUGGGAAGCAGCUGCUUCAGUCUGUGCUUCACUUGAUGGAAAAUGGGGCCCUUGUGUUAACCACAAACUUUGAUAACCUGCUGGAGCUGUAUGCAGCACACCAGGGGAAACACCUUGAAUCUCUUGACCUGACUGAUGAAAAGAAGGUGCUGGAGUGGGCACAGGAGAAGAGGAAGCUCAGUGUCCUGCACAUCCACGGCGUCUACACCAACCCCAGCGGCAUCGUCCUGCACCCGGCCGGCUACCAGAACGUGCUGCGCAACACCGAGGUCAUGCGAGAGAUUCAGAAGCUGUAUGAAAAUAAGUCCUUCCUCUUCUUGGGCUGUGGUUGGACAGUUGAUGACACCACGUUUCAGGCCCUGUUUUUAGAGGCUGUUAAGCACAAGUCAGACCUGGAGCACUUCAUGCUGGUGCGGAGGGGGGAUGUGGAUGAGUUCAAGAAGCUCCGUGAGAACAUGCUGGACAAAGGGAUCAAAGUGAUUUCCUACGGAGACGAAUACGCCGACUUGCCCGAGUACUUCGAGCGGCUGACGAGCGAGAUUGCCAUGAGGGGUCGCACAGGUGUGCCCAAGGAGGGGCAGCAGCUGAACGGGUCUGCCACUGCCCACACUGAGAUAAAAGGAUGCAGCCCCUGAGCCUCAGCCCUGCCCAGGCCCUGAGCCAUGGCAGGGGCUCCUGGGACAGGCCCAAGCCAGGCCAGCAGCCCUCAGGGAGCCCAGCACUGUCCCACUGCUGUCCAGCACCGAGCCAGGACCCUUCCAGCAGGGAAGAGGCCAGGACAGAGCCUCCACGGUGAACACCUGGUCUAACAUAGUCAUUGUGGUUUUACUGGGGCUGCAUGUGCCUGUGGAGCGCGGUGUCCCCAAGGGAGCUGCAGCCUCCUCUAACUUCAUACCUAGAGCUUUUAUAUUCUGUAUUUCAAUUAAAAAAUGAAACUUGAGCUCUUUUUUUUUUUUUUUUUUUACUGGAAGCUCUAGUUUUCUAGUCCUGUCUUUUUACUGUACAGUUUUUGUAUGUUGAAGUUGUAUUAAAGGCCUGCUCACUGAA